AUGGCAACACGAAAUGAGCAGGUUCCUGAUGAGAUUAAGCUUUACGUGGAUAACCCAAAAGAGCUGACGACAGAGUUGAAACCAGAUGAUAUGAUUUCUAAGCAUUUUAAUAUCGAUCACAUUGAAGAGGUCGUGGGUGAAAACCCUUAUGAAAAUGCUUUCCCAGUUGAUAUUGAUACUAACAAAGUUAAGACUAUUGGGCAUCUCAAGGACGCUAUCAAGGAGAAGCUUCACCCAAAGUUUGAGAACGUAACUGCAAACGAUAUUAAGCUAUGGAAGGUCGACAUUUCCCUCGAAAAAGAAAACAAGAAACUUGAGCUCGUCAACACAAAAAUUAACGUUAAUAUUAAGAACGAGCUUGGUGGUGAGGAACUUCCACCGCUUUCGAAGAUUAGCAAACACUUUCCCUCCCAGCCAGCCGACGAGCACAUACAUAUCAUCGUACAACGUCCUGUUGAAACGAAAGAA
Messenger RNA from Funneliformis geosporum, 468 nucleotides. Lineage: Eukaryota; Fungi; Glomeromycota; Glomeromycetes; Glomerales; Glomeraceae. The record is from the annotation of a GenBank genome assembly.